AUGAAGAUUAGUCAUUCCAAAACGUUAGUGUUAAGUGCAUUAACACUUAGUAUCUUAAGUGCAAGUAGUACACAAGCAGCAGGUGUUCAGCCUUUUUUUCAAUCGAAAUCAAACGCAAAGACAACACCAGUAGCGGUUGAAGCCCCUAUAACCCAAACACAAGCAAAACAAGAAAAAGCGCCUACACAGCCUUUCUUUUCUAGCAAUGCGGAUAAAAAACCUGUUUUAGCUGAUGCAGGUUCAAGUAAUAGCAUUAUUGAUGUGGCGGCAGUUCGUACAAGUGAUAAUGCCACUGAAAUACAUGUGACUACCAAUGGCCUGGUGCGUCAACCCAAGGCUAGAAAAGAAGAUAACCAACUGAUCCUGACAUUCGACAAUUUAAGCUCAAAUGUAUCGGAAAAGCAUGUGUUGGUAAAAACGAAUGAAGUUGAGUCAAUUCAACUUAAUACUGACACCGAGUCACCUACGUUGAAGAUCAAUUUGGCUAAAUAUGGUCAAUUUACAACGCGAAUCGUUGGUAAUACAUUUAUUCUUAAAAUCUAUCCAAGUGUUGUAACUACGGCUAUUACUGUUGCUCCAACAACUGCGCUGACAGGUAUUAAUUUCACACGUAGUAAAGGUGGUGAAGAAAAGGCCAUUAUUAGUGUAAGCAAUUUGAAAACGCCUGCAGAUGUGAAACAAGUCAAAGAUAAGAUCUUGGUGACAUUUAAAGGCUCUCAGUUCCCAAGCAAUCUGGUGCGCAAUCGUUUCUUCAACGAUACAAAAGCGGUGUAUUCAUCAGCAAAAACUUACAAUCAGAAUGGCAAUGGUAUCCUUGAACUCAGUGUAAAUGGUUCAUACGACUAUGUUGUUUAUCAACUUGAUAAUCAGGUUGUCAUUAAUGUAGGUCGCAAAGUAGCGAAGGCGGCAGGAAAUACAGAUAAAGCCAAUCAGUAUUCAGGCAAAAAACUGUCGAUGGACUUCCAAAAUGCAGAUAUCCGCCGAAUUAUCCAAGUCAUGGCUGAGCACACGGGUCAAAAUAUUGUUGCAUCGGAUUCUGUGGAGGGAACUAUCUCUUUACGUUUAAAUGAUGUUCCUUGGGAGCAGGCCUUAAAUAUUAUUAGCAAAUCUAAAGGCCUGGCACAACGUCGAGACGGUAAUGUGAUUUUAGUGGCACCGCUUGCUGAAAUUACAAGAAAUGAGGCAUUGGAAGCGACUGCUUAUUCUCAAUCAAUGACGUUAUCGCCUUUAGUCACUAAAGUUGUACAGUUGAACUAUGCUAAUGCUAAAAAUGUAGCGGACAUGUUGCGUCCGACACGUUCUGGUAUGGAUGGUGGUGCAUUGAACCAAAUCCGUAUGGCAAAUGCCGAUGAAAGUACAACAUCAUUAUUAAGUAGUCGUGGUAGCGUUUCUAUUGAUGAGCGUACUAACACUAUUGCGAUCACAGAUACUAACGAAAAGAUCAAUGUCAUUAAGUCUCUGGUUGAGCAAAUUGAUGUUCCUGUGCGCCAAGUGAUGAUUGAGGCUCGUAUCGUUCGUGCUUCAACCAACUUUUCGAAAGCAAUUGGUGUGAAGUGGGGCUUGCUCAAAAAUAGUGGCUUGACGAUGGCAAGUGACAUGAACAAUUUGACCACUCAAUAUAAUAACAAGUAUGGCGGUGAAUCUGAGACAAUUGAUAGUAAUGUGAACUUGGAUUUAGGCCAAACUAUGGGCACGUCAGGUAUUGCAUUAGGCCUAAUUAAUACAUCUAAAACGCUUCUUGGCUUGGAGUUGUCUGCUUUACAAAGUGAUGGUCUUGGUGAAGUACUUUCAAAACCGAAAAUUCUCACUGGCGAUAAACAAGAAGCACGCAUCAGUUCUGGUGUAAAACUGCCAUAUCAAAGUACUAGUAAUGACAAUGGUACAACUACAGUCUUCCAAGAGGCCUUACUUGAGCUUCUAGUUACUCCAAGUAUUACUCCUGAUGGUACAGUACAAAUGAAACUCGAAGUAUCGAAGGAUACUCAAGGUUCGUUGACAGAUAUGGGUUAUGCAAUUGACACCAAUAAACUUAAAACUAAUGUCUUAGUUAAUGAUGGCGAGACUGUGGUGUUAGGUGGUUUAUUUGAAGAGACACGAAACAAUGAUGCAUCAAAAGUGCCGUUGUUAGGUGAUAUCCCGGUACUAGGCCAUUUAUUCCAGAGCAAAAGCCGCAUUAUCAAACGCGAAGAACUCUUAAUCUUUGUUACACCAACAAUCAUCAAUGAUCCGACAGCUAAAAACACCUUGGCUAACUUGGGUGAUUCAAAGCUGAUCUCAUCAAUCAAAGCGAAUUAA
Molecule: messenger RNA, 2295 nt
Organism: Ostrinia furnacalis (Asian corn borer)
Lineage: Eukaryota; Metazoa; Arthropoda; Insecta; Lepidoptera; Crambidae
Product: DNA utilization protein HofQ-like
Exons: 1
Coding region: 1-2295 (764 amino acids)
Biological process (GO): protein secretion
Cellular component (GO): outer membrane
Source: RefSeq, a predicted model, not a curated record